AUGCCCUGGAAAGAUUUUUCUGCUGUGUUGAAGUCCAAGGUAAUGGGAUCCAAGAAUCUCGAUGGGAUAUUUCAUGAUGAGCCGUUGGACUGUUUCAUCUGCUUUUCGUCUACAACCUCGAUCGUCGUAAGCAUUGGCCUGUCUGCCUACGCUGCCGCCAACCAAUACAUCACGAGUAUAAUCGAACAAAGACGUCAGCGCGGUCUACCGAGCUCCGUCAUUCAUAUCGCUUUCUUUACAGGGUUUGGAUACAUUUUCCGGCGCGAUGCGGAGCAUACCGAGACCAUUCACAAGGCGAUUCUUCCGCGAUUUGAAAGACAAUCGGAGACGGGUCUAUACGAGAUGCUGGCCAAGGCCAUAACCUGCGGACGACCUGGUUCAGGCGAGACGGCUAAACUCAUCACCGGUAUCAGGACAGUCUUCCAGGGCGAAUGGCGAGACGAUCCUCGGCUCUCUGGCUAUAGCGGCCAGCAACAGCUGCAGAAUGAUUCCAACCAAGAGCAGGAUGCUAAGGUCUGCGACGAUGUUACGCUCUUGUGUCGUAGUUUUGUAGACAGCUGGAUUGAAGAUGGUUUUUGCGAUGUGGUGAAGGAGAAAGGGUUGUGA
Bacidia gigantensis is the source of this 606-nucleotide messenger RNA. RefSeq lists its product as uncharacterized. Gene Ontology annotation, biological process: fatty acid biosynthetic process; secondary metabolite biosynthetic process. Gene Ontology annotation, molecular function: fatty acid synthase activity. The coding region runs from base 1 to 606 and encodes 201 amino acids. The transcript has 2 exons. Lineage: Eukaryota; Fungi; Ascomycota; Lecanoromycetes; Lecanorales; Ramalinaceae. The record is from RefSeq and is a predicted model, not a curated record.